Messenger RNA from Danio rerio (zebrafish), 4870 nucleotides. The record is from RefSeq and is a predicted model, not a curated record. Lineage: Eukaryota; Metazoa; Chordata; Actinopteri; Cypriniformes; Danionidae.
GGUUGCAGCAGUAGUAGGCCGAGCGGCCGGUCUGUCCAGGCUAUCAUGGAUGACAGCUCCUCUCUGGGCAGAGUGAGCGGCUCCACCGAAUCAGUGUCCACCGUCACCAGCGAGGAGUUUGUGCUUGUGCCGCCCAGUGCCGGUGGAUCACCGUCCAGCUCUGAGGGCAGACCCAGACUCAAGAUGUCGUGGAAUGGGAGUGAGCAGCUGGAGCGGGCGAUGGAGGAGGUGUUGGAUGAUGUUGCUGAUGGAGCAGGAGCUGAACAGGAGAAGGGAUGCACUCAGAUCAGACCGCCCAGUCUGGACACAGCUCCACACGAAUCCUCAGCAGCACUGCUCGAGAGUCCGACUGUCCCAGAGGAAGAGAGUGUUCAAUUCAGUAAACUGUCCUAUCUGGGCUGCACCUGGGUGAAGGCUCCACGCAGUGAGACGGAGGCCCAGAAAGCCAUGGCUACCUUGAGGGCGGAGAGUGCCAUUCCCAUUCCCGUCAUCCUCCAUGUGCCCAACGGCUCCGACGGUUGUGUCCGGAUCGUGGACCAGGCCAGCGGAACAGAAAUAGCGUCUUUUCCCAUCUAUAAGGUGUUGUUUUGCGCACGAGGAUGCGAGGGAUCUGUUGAGAGUGACUGCUUUUCUUUCACUGAGAGCUACCGCAGCUCUGAGGACUUUCAGAUUCACGUCUUUUCCUGCCAUAUCAAAGAGGCGGUUAGUCGCAUCCUCUAUAGCUUCUCGACGGCCUUCAAGCGUUCGGCAAAAGCUGCCACAGAGAUGCAAGACUCGCCGUUGCCACUUUCCCCUGACAGCGACGUUUUCACUUUUAGUGUUUCUCUAGAAGUGAGAGAAGAUGAUGGGAAAGGAAACUUCAGUCCAGUUCCCAAAGACAGAGAUAAAUAUUACUUCAAGCUGCGGCAGGGCGUACAGAAGAAAGUGUCUGUGGUUGUCCAGCAGCUAAACAAUAAGGAGCUGGUCAUAGAGCGGUGCUUCGGGAUGCUGCUCAGUCCUGGUCAGAAAGUGCGCAACAGUGACAUGCAUCUUCUCGAUAUGGAGUCUAUGGGUAAAAAUGCAGAUGGGAAGGCUUAUGUGAUCACAGGCAUCUGGAAUCCAAACACCCCUGCUUUCCAGCCACUGAACGAGGACACGCCGAAAGAUAAGCAGGUCUACAUGACGGUGGCUGUGGAUCUGGUGGUGACCGAGGUCGUUGAACCGGUUCGGUUCCUCAUGGAGGCUCUAGUGCGGGUCUAUCCAGCCAAUGAGAGGUUCUGGUAUUUCAGCAGGAAGGCCUUCUGUGAAACCUUUUACCUCAAGCUCAAACAGGGCUCAGUGAAGGGCAGUCAGGACGAUAUGAUGUAUGAAGUGGUGAGUCUGGAGAAGCACUCAGAGUGUGGGUCUCAAGCUCGUGGCCGUCUGCAGUCCCCCACUGAGGAAGAGGAGCCAGAGGAAGAUAGCGACAGUGAGAUCUCAAGUGGGACAGGCGAUGUGUCAAAGGACUGUCCCGAGAAGAUUCUGGAGUCCUGGGGAGGAAUCCUCAACAGAUGGCAGGGAAACCUGUUGACGCGACCCAAGGGUCUGUCUGCUCUGGUGAAGCCUGGGAUCCCGGAGGCCUUACGAGCUGAAGUCUGGCAGCUCCUGUCUGGCUGCCACAACGAUCAGGCCCUGCUAGAGCAAUACCGCAUCCUCAUCACCAAGGAAUCUGCCCAGGAAGCCGUGAUCACCAGAGACAUCCAUCGCACCUUCCCUGCUCACGAUUACUUCAAAGACUCAGGCGGCGAUGGCCAAGACUCUCUAUACAAGAUCUGCAAGGCUUACUCUGUGUAUGAUGAGGAAAUUGGUUAUUGCCAAGGGCAAUCAUUUUUGGCGGCUGUAUUACUGUUACAUAUGCCUGAGGAACAAGCAUUCUGUGUGCUGGUGAAGAUCAUGUUCAACUAUGGUCUCAGAGAGCUUUACAGAAACAACUUUGAAGAUCUUCAUUGCAAGUUCUACCAGCUGGAGCGCCUGCUACAGGAGCUGCUGCCGGACCUGUGGUCUCACUUCCAGGAGCUGAACUUGGAGGCUCACAUGUACGCAUCCCAGUGGUUCCUAACACUGUUUACCGCCAAGUUCCCUCUCUGCAUGGUCUUCCAUAUCACCGACCUGCUCCUGUGCGAGGGAUUGAACAUCAUCUUCAAUGUGGCGCUGGCUCUCCUUAAGACCUCCAAGGAAGACCUGCUGCAGGCUGAUUUCGAGGGUGCGCUGAAAUUUUUCCGGGUCCAACUCCCGAAACGCUACAGGGCAGCAGAAAACGCUCGACGCCUUAUGGAGCAAGCCUGCAAUAUCAAGGUGCCAACAAAGAAGCUAAAGAAGUUUGAGAAGGAGUAUCAGUCCCUGAGAGAGAGUCAGCUGCAGCAGGAAGACCCUAUAGACAGAUAUCAGAGAGAAAACCGGCGUCUGCAGGAGGCUAGCAUGCGUCUGGAGCAGGAGAACGAUGAUCUGGCUCAUGAGCUGGUCACCAGCAAGAUAGCGCUCAGAAAUGACCUCGACCAGGCCGAGGAUAAAGCUGAUGUGCUAAAUAAAGAGCUGCUGAACACUAAACAGCGUCUGGUGGAGACUGAGGAGGAGAAGAGGAGACAGGAAGAGGAGACGGCACAGUUGAAGGAAGUGUUCAGAAGGGAGCUGGAGAAAGCAGAGCAGGAGAUCAAGAAGACCACAGCCAUCAUAGCUGAAUAUAAACAGAUAUGUUCCCAGUUGAGCACGCGGCUAGAGAAACAGCAGGCUUCCACAAAAGAGGAACUGGACAUUGUGAAGGCUAAAGUGAUGGCAUGUGAGCGCUGCAGGGAAGUGUUUAGUAAAGAUGGACCACUGCAGAUCCCGCCGGUCAGUCAGGACAACCGGGACACAGACCUGGACGAGGAGAAAGACUCGCUCAAAGCCCAACUCCGAGAGCUGGAACUGGAGCUGGCGCAAACCAAACUGCAGCUUGUGGAGGCCAAGUGCAAGAUCCAGGAGCUGGAGCAUCAGCGGGGCGUAUUGAUGACGGAGGUCCAAGCUGCCAAAAACUCAUGGUUCAGUAAAACGCUGGGCUCCCUCAAGAACUCAGCCAGUAACCAGUCACCCUCCUCACCCAAAGAGGGCCCGUAGGACUCGCCAAGUGCUUAACCAAAGGGUGGAGGAGUGUGACUUUCAGAGCGUUAACGAACACUACUAGAAACACAACAACAGCAGUGCAGUAUUCCCUCAUAUGGACUAAUGAACCAACCUCUCAUCCACAUGCACUUAAUGGUCUGUUAUUAUUUCCUGAGCUUGCGACGCCACCUUGUGGAUAGUAGCAGUACUAUGAUGAAAAUGAUCAAGUUACAAUUUUCUUUACUUUGUUUGUAAACACUCUAGCAUGCAAGCAUUACAUCACAAAGGGUCUACAUUUAGUUUUUUGUUUGUUUUUGGAGGGAAUACUGCAUUCUGCUAACACAAAUCGUUUCGUUUUUCUAUUUAGAAACAAUAAAUGUAAGCGGUUUGUCAUAUAAAUGUGUAUAACUAAAUGUCGAUUUUUUUAUUUUAAUCUUGUACAGUUCCGAAAGAGAAGCGUCGCGUAUUAUUUUUUACGAUUUUUGGAAUAUGAAUGUCCUCUUUAUAAAUGUCGAGUACUGAAAAAGCACACGAGCAAAUGAACCAUGCGUUGAAGAAGCCAGGCAUUCCCUAUCCGUCCGUUUUCCAUUGUUGUGUUGAUCAGCAAACGUUGACGUUGUGGCCACACAAUAUCGACCUGCCAAUCACUUAUAGUGCCCGUUUUAUGUUGUUAAACAGGUGACAGGUGGUAAAAAUCACAAGCAUCUUUUCAGGAGGAACACAAACCAGGUCUCCAGAUGAAGUCAAAAGCCAUACGGAGUCAGGAAGUACAUUUUGUUUCUAUCUUUUUGUAAGGAUGUCCUCAUUAAAGGGAUAGUUCAUCCAAAAGUGAACGCUUUCUGUUAAUGCACUCUCCUUUAAGUCAUCAAUAAUGUGGCUCACUUUUUUUUUCAAUAGCGCAUUUAAGAGGUUUAUGAAUUUUCAUAAUUCAUAAAGUUAUCGACUACUGACAUUUUUAGAGUCAAAAAUCACACACAGGCGAAAUUCUUGCUUGCUGAAGCGGUGGAUUAAAGGUAAUAAUGUUGUAAAUAUGUUCCGUUUCCUGCACAGAUACAAUUGUUUAAAUUCAUUUAAUCUUCAGGAGCCAUUUUUUUUUCAUUUUUUGCUUGUAUAUGUUGCUUUUUGGACUCUCAAAGUAUAUUUUAUAAAUCACCAAGGACCACAGAUUCUGCUUGAACUCUACAAUAAUGUUUAUCUGAAUAAAUAAAUAUAUUUAUUAGAUGGCCUGAGGGUGAGGAAAUAAACAAAGCGUUUCUUUUUGUCUUUUUGGGUGAACUGUCCAUUAAAGCAAUGUACCUGUAUCUGUGUAUUUUCACUAAGCAGAGUGAAAUAAUCUGCAUGUCUCUUAGUCACACUAACAAGUUGCCAUAUUGUAAACAAGCUUUAUUUACAAAAAAAUAAUUAUUGUCGCCUAUUUUGUAUUUUUAUUUCGUUCAAACUGUGAUUUAAAGAUGCCAAACUGAUUACACAAAUUAAGAAAGAGAUGUCAUAUUAUUAUUAGCUAAUAGUGCUGUCCUGUGGGUUUCUACUGAUGGUUACAGGUUUUUAUAUAUCACAGUGUAUAUCGCAGUCUACGGGACAGGAGUCAUUGCUUCUGUGCGUCUGGUUUAAUGUUCAUUCAUUCGUCAUUUCCCCAGUUUCAGCCUGCUGAUGUCGUCUGUCUAGUAACUAUCUGACAGUAAAUAUCUGCUUCUUGGUCUCAUGUUUGACAACAAGUCUGCUUUAUUUAAUUCACGCCUUUCGUUGUUUCAAUAAACAGUAACAUAAAUUCUGC